GUGACUGUUGGGUUUUAGCAGCUCUGGGCGCUUUGACCCAACAACAGCAGUUCCUGGAAAAUGUGAUUCCUAAAAACCAAGGAUUUAAUCACACUUAUGCAGGGAUCUUUCAUUUUCAGUUCUGGUAUUUUGGAAGCUGGGUUGAUGUGGUGAUAGACGACCGACUGCCUUUCAUUGAUGGAAAUUACUUAUCAGUUCAUCCCAGGAGCAAGAAUGAAUUCUGGCCACCUCUGCUUGAGAAAGCUUAUGCCAAAUUGCGUGGUUCUUAUGAGAAGUUGCACUAUGGUUUUAUCUCUGAAGCUUUUGUGGAUCUCACAGGUGGGGUACAGUUGACAUACAAUCUUGGAAGGACUACUGAUCAUUUGUUUGAAAUAAUGAAAACUGCUGCUUUAUCAGGCUGUCUCAUGGCAUGCAGCACUCCUCAAAUGAAAAAGCCGGGUAGCCAAAUAUUGGAGAAUGGAAUUGUGCAGCAACAUGUCUAUGCUGUUACAGAUGCCAGAGAGGUCCCUUACAUGUACAGGAAAGAACCUCUAAUCAAACUUUGGAAUCCGUGGGGCACUGAGGAAUGGAAUGGAGCUUGGAGUGAUCAUUCCAUGGAAUGGGAUCACGUCCCUCAAUCAUUCAAGGACAAAUUCUAUGUGAACAGGGCUGAUGGCGAAUUCUGGAUAUCAUUUGAAGAUUUGAAAGAGAAUUUUUCAUUCCUGUCAGUUUGCAAUAACAUGCCCACAUUCCUGGAUUUUGGUAAGAAGACGUCUUGGUCUUUGGUUUCAUAUUUCAACCAAUUAUCUCCAGAAGAAAGCAACUUUCGAAAUGCUCUUUCAAGAAAUCAAUAUUUCAUCAAAGUUUCAGAGUUUAUGACUACAGACAACAUUGUAGUAGCAUUGACGCAAAGACCUGCAAAUACCUCACGGAUGCUGGUACAUAUAGGUUUCCAGCUAAAAAAGGGUAGAACCAUAGUUCAUGACACGCAGCUUAAGGUAACACGAGAUAUCACCGUUUCCUAUCAACUGAAACCCGGAGAUUACGUAAUCAUUCCAAUGACAUCACCACAAAGCAAAGAAUUAAAGUUUCUUCUACGAAUCUUUCUAAGAAGUCAAGGCAAUAUAAGGGAGUCAAACAAUGAAUUCAGUUCAGAGACAACAAAGGAUAUGCUCAUCUUGGAUCCAGACAACUAUGAAAGCGUCUUCUUAAGAUAUGCUGCUCAGAACUCCUUCUUAGAUGCCUCACAGUUACAAAGGAUUCUGAAUGGUGUUCUCCUCAAAGAUCUAAUGGCUGGCCUGGGAACUGGAGAUGGAUUCAGCUUUGAUUCAUGCAAAAGCCUUUUAGCCCUGAUGGAUAUAAAUGCUAAUGGAAAACUUUCACUCCAAGAAUUUAAAAGACUGUGGAGAACUUUCAAGAAAUAUGGGGAUAUAUUUGGAAGAGAGGAUGAAAAUAAUUCUGGAUUCCUAACUGUUUCAAAUUUGCGAAGAAUUGUGCAUGAAACAGGCCUGCAUGUCACUGACAAAGUCCUCAAGCUCCUGGUUUUACGCUACGGAGACGCAACCCAGAGAAUAAACUUUCCUGAUUUUGUGUGCUGCAUCUUUCGUCUUGAGACAAUGACAAAGGCAUUCCUUAAUUUAUCAAAAAAUAGGGGAAGUAUCUGCUUUACUGAAGAUGAGUGGAUGACCAUGAUCAUGUAUUGCUAAUCUAAUUAUACCACUUUCGAAUACAGGCUGCUCAUUUCUCUGUGUUUCAAAAGAAAGUUAUGGAUUGUGAAGGCCUGUUUAAUUAGAGAUGGAAUAGAACCAGUCAAAGGCAUCAAGCAAUCUAGACAUAAUCAGAAGAAUGAAAAAGAUGCAAAGAAUGGUAUUCAAAGAAGAUAAUAGCAGAAAUGUGCAGGGAAAAAAAUGUUUACUACCA
Molecule: messenger RNA, 1899 nt
Organism: Thamnophis sirtalis
Lineage: Eukaryota; Metazoa; Chordata; Lepidosauria; Squamata; Natricidae
Source: RefSeq, a predicted model, not a curated record